AAUUUUGUUUUGCAUGCUUAUGCUUAUAGUUGCUAUAGUUUCAAUAACUCCUACGUAUUAAGUGCUUGGAUUUAAAUCUAAUUUCUACUAAACAAUAAUGAAAGACGUGAUUGAUGUAAUGGCGUUACAAAGUAGUCGUCGAGAUCGGCGAUUACCUGAUUAUAGAAGUGCUCCUAGUCACAGUUUAGCAACAAAUUUCAUUUUUGAGUGCGGUAUAAAACUUGGAUUACAGCCGGCAACCGUUGCUACUGCUGCGAUAUUUUAUCAUAAAUUUUUUAAAGAAGCAGAUAAAAAUGAUUAUGACUGCUAUGUCAUCUGCACAGCUUGUCUUUGUGCUGCUGGGAAGUCGCGGGAUGAGGCGGUGAGGCUAAGAGACGCCGUGAACGUAGCCUACAAUUCUAUUAAUCGCGGAGCUGGACCUUUAGAGUUAGGCGAAGAAUACUGGUCAUGGAGAGGUUCUGUGGCUCAAGCUGAACUGCUUGUUCUACGUUUAUUGGGUUUUAACUUGGACGCACCAUCGCCUCAUCGAUAUUUACUGCAUUACCUACGCUCGCUGCAGGAAUGGUUCCCAGUAGCUCAGUGGCGAUCAGCACCGAUAGCUCGGACAGCAAUGGCCUUCUUGCAAGACUUCCAUCAUUCGCCUUUAAUAUUGGAUUACCGAGCUCCUCAUGUUGCUGUAGCAUGCUUGACUUUGGCAUUGCAUGUGCUAGGAGUAUCAGUUCCACUGGCCUCCACAUUAGACGAUGAUGCUGCCUGGUAUUCUGUAUUUACAAAGGACUUACAGAAGGAAAAGAACUGGGAAAUUAUGGAAAAAAUAAUGCAAGUAUAUGGUAGAGAACCAGAACCCAUAUGAUAUAGAAAGAAAUGAAUGUUCUUAAAAAGAUAUCCAAAAUAAAUAUAUCAAUAAUUAAA
Vanessa tameamea is the source of this 912-nucleotide messenger RNA. RefSeq names its product kokopelli (gene koko). Lineage: Eukaryota; Metazoa; Arthropoda; Insecta; Lepidoptera; Nymphalidae. The transcript is spliced from 2 exons. The record is from RefSeq and is a predicted model, not a curated record. Gene Ontology annotation, cellular component: nucleus. The coding region runs from base 98 to 853 and encodes 251 amino acids. Gene Ontology annotation, biological process: regulation of transcription by RNA polymerase II. Gene Ontology annotation, molecular function: cyclin-dependent protein serine/threonine kinase regulator activity.